AUGGAUUCUUUCCCUGACUCAGAGCCAUACGCCAGAACGGCGAACUCAACGAGAAACUCGUAUGCAUCUACCACCGGGCAUUCAGAUCGAGCCUCAAAUUCCUCAAGAAGUUCGUACGGCUCAAUUUCAGAGUUAGCCACCGUCACCUCGCAAAAAUCGAAUAUCUUCAGGACUGACGGCCUGGACAGAAUCUCAAGCUUUUCCAGAACCGCAUACUCCUUCUCUCCCUCCUCCGUUGCGAGUUCUCCACAAACAUUGAGUCCCGAGAAUGACGAUCCAAUGAAUCUACCUCGCGAUCAAGGAUCCAGAAAGGAAGAUGGAGCGCAAGCAUUGAAAGAUCCGAAGGAGGUACAAAAUAUUAUUUGUGUUGCGUUUGGGGCUUUUGAUCGGUAUUACAUGGCAUGGGAGGACAAGGAUGGGCAAUUCCACCAAGAGAGUCAUAAAUUACCAGAAAAACUCCAUACAUGGCUGUUUCCUCCAGAUGGGAGUACGAGAAACUUUGAGACCCUUCAAGUUUCUCUGGGGUCGAAUGAUGAGUUCUUUGCCUCUGAUAAAUUUGAGAAAAUAUCGAGUCGCGAUUCUUCACAUCCUAUAAGUACCAGCGAAUCGAUAGAAGAAGUUCCCCCUUCAGCUCGUCUGACAAGAACAAAAGCGCACACAAUCUCGAGCAGCAUACCAGAAGAACUUCUCAAGCGCCUAGACUACAAACCGGCAACACCAAAACUAGAACGGCGGAAAACAGAUCUUUUUACCAGAAUAGAUCUCAAGCAAGAAACUCCGAGAGUCCAGAGGCGGCGGAGCAUCAUUAUAGGUGGUGCGCCGAUACAGCACUCGUGGGAAAACAAGAAAGCACUUCCAAGGCUGCGGACGCAAGGAACCUACCAAAUUGACCUUGAGAGGAUAAAAUAUGUAGAUGUGGGAGUGCAGACUGAAGACAUGCAUUUCGGCGAGAGGGAGCCUCCCAUAGCAGAAUUUUCUUACUAUGGUUAUGUUGAGCCGAGAAAUCCUGUGUCCAUCGGCUCCAUGCAGGAUUUUUGCCGGACGCAUCAAUACUCCCUAGGAGAUGCUCUACGGUAUGUGUGA
Molecule: messenger RNA, 1083 nt
Organism: Venustampulla echinocandica
Lineage: Eukaryota; Fungi; Ascomycota; Leotiomycetes; Helotiales; Pleuroascaceae
Exons: 2
Coding region: 1-1083 (360 amino acids)
Source: RefSeq, a predicted model, not a curated record